This is a messenger RNA of Lecanosticta acicola, 1517 nucleotides long. The record is from the annotation of a GenBank genome assembly. NCBI's taxonomy places the organism in Eukaryota, Fungi, Ascomycota, Dothideomycetes, Mycosphaerellales, Mycosphaerellaceae.
AUGCCUCUCCGCGCCAAGAUUCUGAGUCCCGCCAUGCAACAGAGUGCUGCAAGACAAGUGAGCGAACAUUACCCCACUGAUAGAUGCAGGAAACUGACUGACCAUAGCCGCCAUAGUUCGCAUCAGCAACCGACAUCAAGGAAUUACCCGGCGACGAACCCAACGAUGUCCUGUUCGGCAGUCAAGGCGGUGUGCGCAAUAUUACCCUCAACCGACCGAAGAAGCUGAAUUCGCUGAAUGGCAGCAUGGCGCGCAAGAUCAUUCCCAGACUGCACGAAUGGAGCAAGAGUGAAUUGGCAAAUGUUGUCGUCAUCAAGGGCGAAGGGAGAGCGUUCUGUGCUGGAGGAGAUGUCGCAUGGUUGGCGCAGAGAAACAAGGAGGGAACCGAGGGCCAGCAGGAGAGCAAGGACUACUUCGCCCUGGAAUACAAGUUAGAUCAUCUGAUCUCGACGUACAAGAAGCCAUACGUUGCCUUCAUCGACGGCAUCACUAUGGGCGGUGGUGUCGGUCUAUCUCUACACGCACCAUUCAGGAUCGCAACGGAAAACACCGUCUUCGCAAUGCCUGAGACCACCAUCGGCUUCUUCCCAGAUGUGGGCGCUUCAUUCUUCCUUCCUCGCAUGGACGGAGAGCUUGGAAAGUACUGUGCUCUCACUUCAGAGCAGAUCAAGGGCGUGCAGGUAUUCUAUGCUGGUAUUGCAACACACUACAUCCACUCUUCCACCCUCCCUGAUCUGGAAGCACGCCUGGGAGAGCUCGACUUCAAAGACUAUGAGUCCCUUCGCUCGCGCCAUCAGAUCAUCAACCGAACCAUUGAGGAGUUCGUCACCGGUCUUCCACACGAUCAACCCAUCGCAGGACCAGUAGGGGGCAACAUCCGUGCAGCAAUCGACUACGUCUUUCAACCCGCUAACGACAUCAAAGGAAUCCUCGAUGCUCUUCAGGGUUUCGUAGAGAUGGAAGAGGGCACUCGCGGAUAUCAUGACGUCCAUCCUUGGGCCGUGAAGACCUUGAAAACAAUUCUUCAACGCUCACCCACUUCUGUCAAGGUCACACUCCGUCAGCUCCGCGAUGGCGCUAAGUGGAGUAUCGCGCACACUUUCAAGAAAGAGCACGCCAUCGCGGCACGCUUCAUGGAACAUCCUGAUUUUAUUGAGGGUGUUACUGCGCUGCUGGUCGACAAGCCCAAGCGCACGCCGAGCUGGAACCCGGAUUCUAUUGACAAAGUAACAGACGCCGAUGUCAACAGCUUCUUCACCCAUGAGACUGAAUUCGAUCUUCUGGACGCGAGCGCUGGUGGGACUGGAGAGGAUUACUACCGCUACCCGCACCAAUGGAUCGGAUUGCCAUCUGAGGGGGCGGUGCAGCAGCAAGUCACGGACGGGAAGUCGCGAGAUCAGGUCCUGGAACACUUCAUUGAGGUGACGCAUGGAAAGCAGGGUGUGAAGGAGAAGGUAGAGGAGAUUUUAAACCGUAAGACGCAGUCGGUGAAGGGGAAGAUGGAGUGGCAGAGGUAG